UUUGGGAGCCUCUGUUGCCGACUGUGAGGAAACUGAUACAAAAUUUCAGGCAGGUUCUGCACGGGCCAGUCAUCUGCAUUGUGGCUGCAUUUUCGGUCUUCCUUGCUAGCCAGGUGAUACUUUGUAGAAGUUUAGUGCAACUACAUGCCCCCUGUCACUCGGCAUGCUUGGAAGGAAGUAGGAGACUCAGCAAUUCUUCUUCAAAGUCAGCUUGUGGAGAAAACGAUUUGCAGCUGUGCAUCACUAACUAUUUCAAGAGGCGUGGCACUGGUAUGGGUUGGGACUCUACCAACUACACUUUCAUGAUGGACGAUGGCUGCUGGGCAGAUCUACUCCAGGUGAACAAAGGCUACGGAAGAUUUUAUGAUAGAUCAUGCCUCGUUUUUUAUUUGCUUGAAGCAGUGUUCAUGAAUCAAGGCGCUACUGGGGACUACAGCCCUCAACAUGAACUAUCACCUCUCAACUCUGAAGAGGAGUUGGAAAUGGAGAAUGCUAUGAGAGGUGCUAGGGGAAAGGACUUUGUAGACGUCGGUUCAUCGGAUGAAGAUGUUACGAUGCCGUCGACUAGGAAAGGGAAAGGGAAAGGGAAAGCACAAAUCGGGAGACAUGUCAACCGAUUCAUUCUUCUCAUGUCGAACCAAUUCCGACAAUAUAUCCGUGCUCUAGAUAGCAUUGAGAAUUUGAGAUCCAUUUGAGUGGCAAAAAGGGCAAUAGCAUGAGUGGUUCGGUCUCUUCACCCUUGAAGACAGCACAUCGUCCUUUGGAUGCUGAUUCCGAGCUAAAAGCUGCCUUGGCAGAGCUUUGUGGCCUGAAUCUAGACAUAAAUGUGCAUCUAAAGGUUGCAGAUGCAUUAAAGGAUGCUUCGAUCGGGCGAUUUGGGCCACUUGCAAGACUGAUGUUGCCCGUCUUGCAUUUGUGAGGCACCGAGGGUUCUUACCCCCAGAGUAGAUGGAGCCUUAUCCAUUUUAUCUUUGUUACACUUAUGAGAGCUCAUGUUAUGCAUGUGUUUUUGUCCCUGCUAUGUCAUUUGAGUGUUGACAUAGUAUUAGCUUACGUAUGAGUAUGCCUUAACUUUAUUAGCGAUUGUGCCACUGUACCAGGGAAGAGUUUUCCAUUUUUCUUCCACUGAUUUUUUUUUCCAAUUUGACUCUAUGAAACAAUGUUGCCGCGGCUGGCCACUUCCCUUUAUUUCUCCGUCAUUGGAUUGGAAACCCUUGAUUUAUUACUUGACAAGUGACUAAUUGUAAUUACAGCUGUCUUGAUAAAAAUAAUACAUU
Messenger RNA from Coffea arabica (coffee), 1277 nucleotides. Lineage: Eukaryota; Viridiplantae; Streptophyta; Magnoliopsida; Gentianales; Rubiaceae. The record is from RefSeq and is a predicted model, not a curated record.